AUGCCCCCUCCUCCCGGCAGAUACGGGCCUCAGGGCCUAAGUGCUCCCUAUACCUUACAACAAGCUCACCUUCAAUCCCAACACCCUGCUCACGCACAGUCCGCCAAUACCGCUCUACCUCCCCCUUCGCUCGGUGGCCACCCUGGGUUCGCGGGGAACCCCAACACGAACAUGAACCCUUUCACAUUGUCUAGUGCCGGCGUAACAAAUGGCAUGUCAGUCGCUGGGUUUGCUAGUGCUGGCGCUGAUGGUGGUGGCACCGGACUAGCUAGCCAUGCCGCACAAAUGGGAUUCGCGCGAGGAGCACAGAUGCAACAGCAGCAACUACAUCAGGGCCAUGACGGACGGUUAGCACUGGAAUCCAAGGCUGGUGCUGUCAAGUCACGGAUACGGGAUGUAUGGAAGCAUAACUUGGCCCAUGAGAUGGCUGUUCUAAGACAGUUGGUGGACAAAUAUCCAUAUAUCAGCAUGGAUACUGAAUUUCCUGGAAUCGUCGCCCGCCCGAUUGGAUCAUUCACAAACAAAGCCGACUACCACUACCAGACUCUCCGAUGCAACGUGGACCUCUUGAAGAUGAUCCAGCUCGGAAUUACUCUGUUCAACGAAGAUGGGGAGGUCCCUCCUGCCACAGCCACCGAUGCCAAUGGACAACCAUAUGGAAAUGCGAUGGUGCCCGCUCCAUGUACCUGGCAGUUCAACUUCCGGUUCUCGUUGGAAGGAGACAUGUAUGCCCAGGACUCGACAACUAUGCUUGCUAAAUCGGGAAUCGACUUCAAUAUGCAUGAGAAAAAUGGCAUUGAUCCCUUCGAAUUUGGCUCAUUGCUGAUCAGCUCUGGUCUCGUCCUACUGGACGACGUCCACUGGGUCUCCUUCCACUCCGGCUAUGAUUUUGGAUACUUGAUGAAGAUAAUGCUCUGCUCUCCCUUGCCCGAGAACGAAGAGGAGUUUCACAAACUCCUCAACAUCUUUUUCCCCUCGCUUUAUGAUAUUAAGUACCUCAUGAAGCACGCGGGACGCAAUCAAGCCGUAAACGAUUCCCCUCUCACCCCCGCCGCCGCACAAAUCCUGGCAAACCUGGGUCAGAAGUCUGGUUUGCAGGAUAUCGCCGACGAACUCGGUGUUAAGCGCGUCGGCAUCGCCCACCAAGCCGGGUCAGAUUCUCUGGUCACGGGCGAAAUCUACUGGAAAAUGCGCCAGCUGGUUUUCAAUGGGAAGAUUGACGAGAGCAAAUAUUCGGGACAGAUCUGGGGCUUGAACGGCCAAAUGCCGGCAUUAAGUUACCAGAUGGCCCAGCAGACUCCAAACCUGAAUGGCGCCACGAUCUAUUCCGCAGCUGGGACCCCGAGUACGCCCAACACCGGCCAUGUUGGGACCGGCGCUCACACCCCUCAACAUCACGGCUCUGGUUACCCGACCCCUGGCGCGUACCAGACGAGUAAGUCCUAA
Penicillium macrosclerotiorum is the source of this 1446-nucleotide messenger RNA. Its product is annotated as CCR4-NOT core DEDD family RNase subunit POP2. Gene Ontology annotation, cellular component: P-body; CCR4-NOT complex; CCR4-NOT core complex. Gene Ontology annotation, molecular function: poly(A)-specific ribonuclease activity; nucleic acid binding. The record is from RefSeq and is a predicted model, not a curated record. Lineage: Eukaryota; Fungi; Ascomycota; Eurotiomycetes; Eurotiales; Aspergillaceae. The coding region runs from base 1 to 1446 and encodes 481 amino acids. The transcript has 2 exons.